UAGUCGGUCUUCCUGAUCGCUGUCCUCCUAAUACAAUCUUGAACUGGGUGAAAGGCCAUAGACUAUAUCAUUCACACAGUGGAAGCUAGCGUUGGUAAUUAGUUGGUAACAGUGUUGCGACGCUAUUGUUCUACCUGCAAGUAUAUUCUGGUAAACCUGUCAACUUUGAUCUCUUUAACGCAAGAAGUGUUAGUAGCUGGUCGUCCUCGCUCUGAUUAGAACGCCAACUUAGCAGUGAAACCUUUGCAGAGAUCUUGCGACUCAAUAAUGCUGCAAAACACAGGUAAACUAGCAGGAUGCACCCUCUUCAUCACUGGGGCCAGCCGUGGCAUCGGCAAGGCCAUUGCCCUGAAGGCUGCCAAGGAUGGUGCCAACAUUGUCAUCGCUGCCAAGACUGCACAAGCCCACCCCACACUACCUGGCACCAUCUACACAGCAGCAGAGGAAAUCGAAGCAGCAGGGGGCAAGGCCCUCCCCUGCAUCGUGGACGUCAGAGAUGAGAAGCAGAUUGGUGCAGCUGUGGAGCAGGCGGUGCAAAAGUUUGGAGGUAUUGAUAUCUUAGUAAAUAAUGCCAGUGCCAUCAACUUGACUGGGACUCUGGAGACACCCAUGAAGAAGGUAGACCUCAUGCUGGGAAUCAACCUCAGGGGCACCUACCUCACGUCAAAGCUGUGCAUCCCCCACCUCCUGAAGAGUAAAAAUCCUCACAUCCUGAACCUCAGCCCACCUCUCAACCUCAACCCUAUCUGGUUCAAGAACCACACAGCGUACACUAUGGCCAAGUACGGGAUGUCCAUGUGUGUGCUUGGCAUGGCCGAGGAAUUCAGGGGAUCCAUCGCAGUCAACGCCUUAUGGCCCAAGACAGCCAUCCAGACUGCAGCUAUGGACAUGCUAGGGGGCUCCGGGAUAGGUCAACAGUGCCGGAAGGUGGAAAUCAUGUCAGACGCAGCCUACUCCAUGUUCUGUAAGCCCACCAGCUUCACUGGAAACUUUGCCAUCGACGAGGACAUUCUGAAGACUGAGGGCAUUACUGACUUUGACAACUACGCAGUGGCCCCAGGUCAUCCUCUACUGCCAGACUUCUUCCUGGACGAGGAGCCGGAGGACCUGGUCAAACACAUGGAGCAGCAUGGUGCCACCCCCGUGUUCAAAGGUGGGAAGAGCAGCAGUGAGCCGGCCCCGGCGUCUGGAGGGCCCAUAGAGGACACCUUCAAGGUCAUCAAGGGGGUGCUUAACCCAGAUGUGGUCAAAACCACGCAAGGGGUCUACAAGUUCGACUUGUCAGGGGAGCACCCAGGUGUGUGGUAUAUUGACCUGAAGAACGAUGCAGGCAGCGCCGGUCAAGGAGAACCCCCAGUCAAGGCCGAUGUGGUUAUGAGCAUGGACAGUGCUGACUUCAGCAAGAUGUUUGCAGGCAAACUAAAGCCCACCAUGGCCUUCAUGUCUGGCAAGCUGAGGAUCAAGGGAGACAUGACCAUGGCCAUCAAGAUGGAGAAGAUGAUGUCCAUGAUGCAGAAGUCCAAGCUGUAGUCAAUGACAACGCUGCGAGUGUGCAGUUUGAUCUGAAUGUGUGGGAAGCAAAUUGUCUGCCUUUUGUAACAUGCAGUUUCUGUUCAUAAAUAAAGUGCUCUAAUUGUAAA
This is a messenger RNA of Hypomesus transpacificus, 1640 nucleotides long. RefSeq names its product hydroxysteroid dehydrogenase like 2 (gene hsdl2). NCBI's taxonomy places the organism in Eukaryota, Metazoa, Chordata, Actinopteri, Osmeriformes, Osmeridae. The record is from RefSeq and is a predicted model, not a curated record. Gene Ontology annotation, cellular component: mitochondrion. Bases 268 to 1530 code for a protein of 420 amino acids. The transcript is spliced from 11 exons.